Messenger RNA from Poecile atricapillus (Black-capped chickadee), 1836 nucleotides. It is a transcript of the gene SNX11, whose product is annotated as sorting nexin 11. Gene Ontology annotation, molecular function: phosphatidylinositol binding. Gene Ontology annotation, biological process: intracellular protein transport. The record is from RefSeq and is a predicted model, not a curated record. Bases 277 to 1209 code for a protein of 310 amino acids. Lineage: Eukaryota; Metazoa; Chordata; Aves; Passeriformes; Paridae. The transcript has 7 exons.
UCCCCUGGGGGGGUCCCGGUGUCCCCAAACCUCCCGCGAGGAGGGGGCGGCGCUGGGCUGGGCCUCAGCCCCGGCCGCGGCCUCUCCCGGCCCGGGGCUCGCCCUCAGCUCCGAUCCCAUUCCCAAACUUUUCCUUCCCUGGAAUUCGGGAAUUCGGCAGCGUGGGAAUAGAAUAAAUUGGGAUUUAUUCCCGCUUUUCCCUGCUUUUCCCUGGGUUUUGGGACUCGUUGUGGACAUCCCUAGGAAGGAUGUUUCCCGCUGGGCUCUGGCUCUAGGAUGUUGGAGAACCGAGAGGAAGAGCUGACCACAGUGCGGGUGCAGGAUCCCCGCGUGCAGAACGAGGGCUCCUGGAAUUCCUACGUGGAUUACAAGAUCUUCCUGCACACCAACAGCAAGGCCUUCACUGCCAAGACCUCGUGUGUGCGGCGCCGCUACCGGGAAUUCGUGUGGCUGAGGAGGCAGCUCCAGAGGAACGCCGGAUUGGUGCCGGUCCCGGAGCUGCCGGGAAAAUCCGCGUUUUUCCUGGGAAGCGCCGAUGAAUUCAUCGAGAGGCGGCGGCUGGGCCUGCAGCGCUUCCUGGAGAGGGUGCUGCAGAGCGCCGUGCUGCUCUCCGACAGCCGCCUGCACCUGUUCCUGCAGAGCCAGCUGCCCCCGGCCGCCAUCGAGGCCUGCGUGCAGGGCCGGGCGCCGCUCUCGGUGACACAGGCCAUCGUGUGCCACGCGCGGGGACAGCGCGGGGACAGCGCGGGGCUGGCCUGGGGACAGCGCGGGGACAGCGCGGGGCUGGCCUGGGGACAGCGCGGGGACAGCGCGGCCAUGCCCGGAGCCAGCUGGGCCGGGCUGGGAAGCGCCCAGGGCUGCCCGGGGAGCUUUUCCGACUGGAGUGACUUCGGCAUGGACGAGGCGCGGCCGGAGAGCCCCGAGUGUCCGGCCGGACACGGAGUGACCCCUCUGGAGAGCCCGGAGUGUCCAGCUGGACACGGAGUGACCCCUCUGGAGAGCCCCGAGUGUCCGGCCGGACACGGAGUGACCCCUCUGGAGAGCCCGGAGUGUCCGGCUGGACACGGAGUGACCCCUCUGGAGAGCCCGGAGUGUCCGGCCGGACACGGAGUGACCCCUCUGGAGAGCCCGGAGUGUCCGGCUGGACACGGAGUGACCCCUCUGGAGAGCCCCGAGGAGUCCCAGGAUGUCCGGCCGGACGCGGAAUGACCACUCUGGAGAGCCUGGAAUUCCCGUCUGGACACGGAGUGACCCCUCUGGAGAUCCCAGAAUUCCCAGAAAUCCCAGCUGGACAUGCAGUGACCCCUCUGGAGAGCCUGGAAUUCCCGGCUGGACACGGAGUGACCCCUCUGGAGAGCGCAGCAUUCCCAGAAUUCCCGGGAAUUCCAGGAAUUCCAGACACCCUCAGGCCCCGCAGCCCUCGCUGGGAGAGGGAUCAGCGCGGAGCCCCGGGAUGGACGGGCUGGGAGCGCUGGGAAUGCGGCUCCAGUGGAGAUUCCCGAUAUUCCCGAUAUUCCCUGGCAUUCCCUGGUAUCCCCGGGUAUUCCCAGCACUGUUUUCCUUGCUCUGCUCCUGCUUCCAAACCCUCUGGAAUUCCCAAACCGGGACAACCCGAGCCAAGCUUCCCGCCGGGAAAAGGGAGGGAUGGGGCUGGAAUUUGUGUCCCCCCUUCCCGCUGGGGCUUUUCCAGGGAUUUUUGGGAAAAGCGGGAGCAGCUCGGGGUGGGGUUGGUGCCUCCCCCUCCUUCAGCACGGGGUGUGGGCAGGAAAUAAAAAACAAUAAAAAUGGAAAUAAAAUUAAAUGAAUUAAAAUCCUUGGAAUUAAAGCGGAGCUGGA